Messenger RNA from Catharus ustulatus (Swainson's thrush), 2220 nucleotides. RefSeq names its product 1-phosphatidylinositol phosphodiesterase-like. Gene Ontology annotation, molecular function: phosphoric diester hydrolase activity. NCBI's taxonomy places the organism in Eukaryota, Metazoa, Chordata, Aves, Passeriformes, Turdidae. The record is from RefSeq and is a predicted model, not a curated record. The transcript has 2 exons. Gene Ontology annotation, biological process: lipid metabolic process. Bases 664 to 1986 code for a protein of 440 amino acids.
GCGACACGGGACAGCUUCCAAGGCCGGGCGGGGACAGUCCUAGGGACCCCCGGCUUAGCCCAGGGACCUCGCUCAGCCCCAGGAACCCCGCUCAGCCCCAGGGACCCCCCGCUCAGCCCCAGGAACCCUCGCAAGGACGGUGCCCCUUGGCCUGUCCCCGCCGGCUGCUCCUGCAGUGGCAGAGCCGAACGCCGCCCGAGGAUCCAUCCCUGUGCCCGCCCCACGGGAGGGAUGCUCGGAGGGGUCUGUCAUCUUUCCGGGGCCCCUCUGCAAACCCCGCCGGGUUCAGUGUGUGCUGCCGAGCGGCGUGCCCGGCAGCUGUGUCCCCUGGGCAGGACGGGGGUCACUUCCAGCGUGAAGCAGUCCCUGGUGCCUGAAGAGCAAGGAGAUGAAGCCCACUUCCCUGGGAACUCUGUCUGAGCAGGUGCUGGGGUGUGCUGGCGAGCACAGACCCCUGCUCCGGGCACUGUGCGUUGUCCCUGUGACGGGGACGAUGCCAAUCAUCAGCGGGGUGGUCCAGGUCCCACCAGGACACGGCUCUGGAGCAGGCAUGCGGGCACCCCGCGGCUCUGCACAGCCCCUCCCGUGGGCAGCAUCCAGGGGCCCCGCGGCGCCGCGAUCCCGUUUGUCCUGAUUCCUGGGCAGGGAGGUGCGGAGGCCUGAAUGGCUGCUGUGGGGAUCAGCCGGGUGGUUUUCCAGCCCGGUGUGUCUGUCAAGUGCGCUCCCUGGCCGAGGGCUGAGGAUGAAUCCCAGGUGCACGUGCCGUUUGCGAGGCAGGACGCGCGUCAUGCCUGUCCCGGGUUAAUGGCUGGCAUCCCGCUCCACCUGCCACUGUGCCGCCGGCACCCACGGCCGCGCUGCCCAGCCGGCUCUGCUCCGCAGCCACAGGAAAACCCAGGGCUCCGGGGGCCCAGCCGCUGCCGGGGUGCCCGCUCGCCCGGUGGCAUGGACACAUGGACCCGGCGCGGCGCUGCCUUCGACUGCGUGCCGCAGCCGGCAGCCUGCUGCCCUGACUGGAUGGCGGAGCUGCCCGACGCCCUGCCCCUCUCCCGUCUCUCCAUCCCGGGCACCCACGACUCCCUCAGCCUGUUCGGCGGCCGGCGCCUGCGGUGCCAGAGCUGGGGCCUGGAGGCGCAGCUGGCGGCAGGUAUCCGCUUCCUGGACGUGCGCUGCAAGCUGUGGCGGGGCGAGCUCCGCAUCUACCACCUGUGCACCUUCCAGCGGGCCAGCCUGCGCGGCGUCCUGCGCCGCACCCUGCGCUUCCUCCGCGCCCACCCCGGCGAGGCCGUGCUGAUGCGCAUCAAGGAGGAGCUGCCCAUCUUCUCCCGGCCCGGCUUCGCUGCCCAGCUGCAGCGCUGCCUGCUGGAAGAGGGCCAGGGCUGCGUGUGGUGCCGGGAGGAGGUGCCCACGCUGGGCCAGGUGCGCGGGAAGAUCGUGGUGCUGGAGGCGCUGGCGCGGGAGGUGCUGGGCAUCCCCUACGAGCAGCUGAGCAUCAGCGACGCCUGGAACGUGCUCUCGCUGGAGCGCAAGUGGGCCCGGGUGAGGCGGCACCUGGAGAAGGCAGCCGGCGGAGACCCCAGCACCAUGUUCCUCACCUUCUGCUCCGGCAAUGGGCUCUUCACGUGCCCCGAGCAGGUGGCCCGCUUUGUGAACCCCCGCUGCUGCCAGCACCUGCGGCGCCGGGCCGGGCAGCCCGUGCGCUGGGGGGUGGUCAUCAUGGACUUCCCCGGCUCGGGCCUCCUUCGCCUCAUCGUGGCGAGCAAUGGACACGGCACGGCGGCCCCCGGCACCGCCAGGCUCCCGUGGCGGCACCCCCGCGGCAGAGGGCACAGACGGCGCGGCCAGCACAGCUCUGCGCGCCGUCCCUCGGCAAGGACACUGCUCCCGGCCCCGCGCCUCUGCCGAGCCACCUCAGCGCCCGGCGGGCAAAAGCGGCUUUCUAGGGCUCGCAGAGCAGCGGGGAGCCUUCGUGUGACAGCGGUGUGACAGGCGCAGAGGCAGCGGAGGAGCCGGGGAGCUGCACCCUGCCCUGAGGAGCCAGGUACGGUGCCGGUGCGGGGCUGCGCCGCCUGGGUCCCGCAGGGCAGCGGGGAGGGUGCGGGUGGAACGUCCUGCCUCACCUCCUGUCGGGCCACUGAGGCCUCCCAAGAUGCCUCUCUGCAAAGCAGUCCUUCUACUUAAGGGUAAAUAAAAAUAAAAAGAAGCUAGGAAAGCACUGCA